AUGAACGAAUGUCGAUAUAUGUUUGGUUGUACGUUAGAAUCAAAACUUGAGUCAGGACAAUGUUUUAUUCGAUAUCAAGUUGUUGAUGACGAUGGAAAACCACUUAAGAAUCCAGAAUUUAAAACAGUUGUCGGACCAGUUAUCAUUACAAAAAAUCCUUGUGCUUAUGCCGGCGAUAUUAUGAAAUUGGAAGCUGUCGAUUUACCUGAACUUGAUUGUCUCAAAGAUGUAAUUGUCUUUUCGACUCAAGGCUAUCGACCAGAUUGUAAUAAAAUUGCUGGAUCUGAUCUUGAUGGUGAUCACUACUUUGUUUAUUGGGGUCAACAAUUACAACCUUCUGGAACAAUUGAACCUCUUGAAUAUAAGACACAAUCAUCCAGUAGUGAUUCGAUACCUAUUACUGCUGAUAGUGUUAAAGAUUAUUGUCUGUCUUUGUUGGGUGCUACAAGUUAUGGUGAAAUUUAUAAUUUACAUGCUAUUGUUGUUGAUCAAAAUCAAGAAAAACAUCCAAAAAGAACAUGUCAGAGAUUGGCUGUUGAAAUGGCAGAGAUGUUCUCUGCUGCUAUCGAUUCUGGUAAAACAGGAUAUCAAAUAGAUAGAAAUCGUAUAAAAGAAAUUCGAAAGAUUGUUGGCAAUAAAUAUCCAGAUUUUCUUAUGAAAAAUCCUUCAUACGAAUCUCAAUCAAUUUUGGGUAUACUUUAUCGUAGAGCACUUGAGUUCAAAAAUCAACAUUCAACUUUAUUCAAAGGUCAAGAUAUGAAUGAUUCAACAAAUUCUUCUACUAAAUUUAACGGAAGAAAUUUUCGCUUUUAUGUGAGAGUUCGUACUGCAUUAAACAUUAAUCCACAUAUCAUUCAUCAAGAAUUAUAUUCGAUCUUUGAUGCAACCGCGACAGUAUCGAUGGAAUCAUCAGUUGAUACAUCAGUCGAAGAUACAAAAGAAGUUUGUUCACUUAUUGAUACUAAUCUUCCUAUUACAAUUAAUGAAACACAAGAAAAUGUUAAUAUAAAUUCUGAUAUAAACGAAUAA
Molecule: messenger RNA, 1029 nt
Organism: Rotaria sordida
Lineage: Eukaryota; Metazoa; Rotifera; Eurotatoria; Philodinida; Philodinidae
Source: the annotation of a GenBank genome assembly